This is a messenger RNA of Aspergillus tanneri, 1467 nucleotides long. RefSeq lists its product as uncharacterized. Gene Ontology annotation, biological process: transmembrane transport. NCBI's taxonomy places the organism in Eukaryota, Fungi, Ascomycota, Eurotiomycetes, Eurotiales, Aspergillaceae. The transcript is spliced from 4 exons. Gene Ontology annotation, molecular function: transmembrane transporter activity. The coding region runs from base 1 to 1467 and encodes 488 amino acids. Gene Ontology annotation, cellular component: membrane. The record is from RefSeq and is a predicted model, not a curated record.
AUGAGCCCCCAAGCAAUGUUAUAUUGGCCAGCGGUCCUGAUCCUGGUACUGGCAGCCACGGGGACCUCGAUGGUGAAUAACGUGAGAAUUUAUAUGAUCGAGCAAGGCUUAUGUCGAGCAUACUACUCAAUAUCCGAUCCGGAGGUAAUAUUAGCCGACGGUAGCGUACCGGAAGAACAAUGUAAAUUGGACACCAUCCAAGCCAAGGUAGCGCUUCUAGUGGGCUGCUUCCAUAUCAGUACUUUGGUCCCAGGUUUAAUAGCGGCUCCUAUCUAUACUCGCCUGGCCUCCAAACUGGGCACUAAGACGGUGCUCCUGAUUAAUGUUUGUAGUUUCACGUUGGGUCUAUGCUACUUUAAUUUGGUUUGCUACUUUUAUGACGUCUUUAAUAUUUGGAUGAUCAUUUUUACGAAUAUAUUCGAUUUUAUAGGCGGUGGUACUCCCCUUCGCAAUACUCUGUUGUACACUUACAUUGCGGAAAGGGUCAACCCUGAACUUCUGAGCAACCGACUAUAUCUUCUAAGCACGCUACUGCUUGGAACAUCCUUCCUCGGGUCAUUCCUUGGCUCACUGGCAAUGAAAGUCAAUGUAUUGUUGCCCCUGUUGAUUGGAACAUGCAUAUUCAGUCUCACAAUCCUGUCAGUUUUCUGUCUUUCGGGGCAGUCGAUGAAUCAAGCGGCGACGAUGACUAUAUCGGAUUACACAGAAAUACCCCAAAAUGAUGAGAUUCAGAGAACAACCUACCAAUCCGCCAACACUGCGAGUGGCAGCGAUCGAAAGCCUAGUGGACUAUGUAGAACUAUAUUCCGUGCCAUGACUGUAGACAUUCUCUUAUCUCUGUCACCUGUUGCAGAAGCACUCCAAGACCCUCUGACGCGUAUGACCGUCUUGAUAUUCCUUAGCAACGACAUCGGAAUGGCUGCCAACGUAACAUUCAAACAGUUUGUAUCUGCAUUAUUCCACUGGGAGCUGGCAGACGUCAACACCGUUUCAUCUUUCGACUUGAUUAUCAGUGCGGCAGUUCUCCUUGGCCUACCUGCUCUGUCUACCUUCCUCGUCAAUUCCCUAUCUGCGACGAAACAGCAAGUCGACCUCUGGGUGACAUUGGGCAGCAGCAUCGCCAAAAUUGUCGGCGAGCUGGGCAUUGGCCUCGCUCCAUCUGGAAACACAUGCUUUCUUUUCUUAAUGACAUACGCUUUUGGAUCGGGUCUACUGGAUGGCCUCCGGUCAUUUGCGACGAGCGGACUAGAAGACGAAAAAUCCAUCCAGAGGCUCUAUAUGGCAAUCAGCAUGGUGCAGGAAAUUGCCGGGUUUAUUGGAGCGCCUAUAUGGACUUCGCUGUUUUAUGCAACUCUUCAUGGAAAUAUUGCCUUGCCAAAGGGGGUGCACUUCUUUGGUGCUGCGGUCUUCUUUAUGAUUGCAUUUGGGCUGACACUGCGGUUGCAGAGACAUGUUCUUAGGUCGUAG